This is a messenger RNA of Zygotorulaspora mrakii, 723 nucleotides long. RefSeq lists its product as uncharacterized. Bases 1 to 723 code for a protein of 240 amino acids. The record is from RefSeq and is a predicted model, not a curated record. Lineage: Eukaryota; Fungi; Ascomycota; Saccharomycetes; Saccharomycetales; Saccharomycetaceae. The transcript has a single exon.
AUGCACUUUUCGGCUUCCUUUCAAAUAGCUUUACUUUCUUUCGCGAGAGUUAUCACAGCAGCGUCGGAGUCUUUUGGCUUUCUGGGCAUCCAUUCAGGAACCGAUCUACAGUUCUCUUCCGUUUACAAUGAGAACGGGAAUCUCAUGAUAGGUUCCGGAGAGAACGGCGUCUCUGGCAUAGUCACCGAUGAUGGUUCUGUUAGGUUGGACGGCAAUACUUACAUCACCGUCGCCUCCGACGGGACGAUGAAAGAAGGCACUCAGGCAGAGAGCGCUUUGGGUUUUUCGAUUCAAAAUGGCGAUUUAGCGUACAGGGGAUCGGAGGGUUUCUACGCUAUUCCGAUUGGUAGUGCAUAUCUCUUCUCGACUGCUCGUGGCAAUGGGUCUAUCGGUGUACUGAUUAAGGCCGUCUCUAACGGACAAUCUAUACCAGAUUUUACGCCAAACGGUCAAAACGGUACAUCGAGUUCUGCGACCACGACGAUGGCACCUACCUCCUCUGGUGAUUCCACAGUCAGCACCUGGCUCCCCAAUUACAAUUCUACAGCAUACUACCCAGACAACAAUGCCACGGUGACAACAAGGACUCAGACUUCCAUAAAUACUGCAACGGAAACAUGCACCACAUGUCCAACAAUUUUACCCACUGAAGGGGGUGCAAAUUGCGUUGUUCCUGGUAUUGCAGCUGGUGCAGUCGCUGCAGUCGCUGCCUUGCUGUUAUAA